CGGACUUAAGAAAGAUUUGCGCUUAAAUAAAUACUUAUCACGCGUUUAUAAUGUAACACCUUUAACGACGAUGGCGUCCAACGGGAUGGUCGUCAUCGACUUGACUCUUGAUGAGGAUAUCGACCAAAUAAGUAUACAAAACACUCACCAUUCGACACUUAGAGCACCCGACGACAUACUUAAGCCUGCUGUUCUGCUCAAGCAAGAACAACAGCUUAGGAACUCUAGGUUGCGACCACCACUAUUGAACACCCAAAAGCCUUCAGCCAGUCGCGUUCAUCAACCCGAGCGGCGGCUUGUCACAUCUCCGAAUGGCUUCAGAGAACCCCUCGCGAAGCGCCAGCGGACGAAUCCGCCGGUCGAGACUCCGAAUACCGCCGCCCUCGAAAAACAAACUCAUAGCUAUCUCAACGAGCAGUUUUACAGCUAUCUGCGACAGAAGCUGAUGCCCAAGAUCAGUGAGAUUAUCCAACAGCUCAAAGCCAGCUGUAACAACGAGCACGAGCGGAAGUUACACUACACGGUGUUCGACAAGCUUGUGAAGUCAUGCGAGCAAGAAUGGAAGCGUUGCCUUGGGCAGCUCUCGCAAGCGUUCGAAAGUGAGCUACAUGCUUAUGCCCGAAAGCUUGUCCUACAGCUCAAAGACGACCCUAAACAGUUGAUGUUGCCCCCAGCCAGAAGACAGUUGCGCCCGGUCAUCAUUUCCACUGAACAGUCCAGCCCCGCCAGUGACAUAGGCACAGACACGGGCGCGGGCACGGGCACGGGCACGGGCAUAGGCGAAGCAGCUCCGAUACAGCACGGUAGAGCGGUAUCUGAAGACGAGGAAGAGGUGGACGACAUACAAGCGGUUGUAAGCCACGAGGAAAGCACGGAAGACACAAAACAGACCGAAAGCAGCAAGCUAACUAAUAACGAGCCACUUGUCCCUCGAUCGCGCCUACCCGAGAAAGCUUCGCCUGUGUCCCCCCAACGUCUCCGCGCAAGAGCUAUAGCGAAACAAUGGCAAUCAGGCAAAGCAGUCCAAGAGGAGGUUCAUUCGGCCAACACCAACGGAUGGUUCCGUCUGUCUACAAGGCCAUAUCUACCGUGGUAUAAACGCCGGCAUAUUCUUGGAAGAGACCAUCAACUCCAGCUCGAGGACUCGGAAUUGCAACAGCCGUCUAUUAUCCACGUCGACUUCAGCAAAAGUGAGGUUGACUACUUACAGUAUGUCGCCAGAGAACUUUUUGGGUCCAAAAUACAAGUUAGAAGGAACAACGUCGACGACCUGCGCCACCUCCUCAAAAAGGCCAAGAAGAUGAAUAGUCGUCAAGAUAUUCUCAAAGCCCAUGAGAACAAUUACCACAGUUUCAAGGCGCCUCCAGCUGCCUUGCUCACCAGAAGUACGGAGGAUCUAGACAGCUACAUGACAGAUCUACACAACCGCAAACUUCGACCGGGCGUGCCCCAGGUAUUUACUGCUUGGAGAGAAGAGGUGGAGCAGAAUAGUACUGUACCGGUGAGCAGGGCAUCAUCGCUGCUUCUCGCACGCGAGAUCGCUGGGAACAGGGCAUUCGGCUCUCUUCGAUACUACGACAAUUUCGCCACGACGUUCAGGACCUCUCACGAGGACUGUCUCGAACCGCGAAUAGAAUGGACCAAUUGCGCUGGAGAUAUCAUGACCUUGACGUGGAUUUCGGAUACUGGUUUUGUUUGCGGUACUACGACGCAUUCGGACUCACAUAAUCAACAGUACAACAAGCCUGGAAAUCUCCUUCUUGGAUCGGCCAAGGGCACGCUACAGGCUCUUCCACAUCACCGCAUCCCCCGGCCUAUCGUGGCUAAUGGCGAAAAUGCACUUGAUUCCAUGGUGGAGAGCCAGGAUCCGUGGCUAUUCACUUCGGUAGUGGACUCUGAUUAUGACCCAGUUCAAAAGCGAGCUUAUACUGCGAGCUUUGACAACAGAGUAUUAGUUUGGAAAAUCGAAGAGGACAAUACCAUGAAAGCACUCGAUGCCUGGGAGCAUAGCGGCCGCGUCAACUUCGUGUUGGCAUCGAAGCAUCCUUCGGGUCUAGUCGCCACUGCAGCAGAUGUCCAUACCGAUGCAGUGCGCGUCUAUCAUCGAAGUGGACAUUAUGACACGUACUCUUGUACUAAGAUCCACGAUCAGGAAUACGUACCGUCCGAGAAAUGGGCAUACUGUCCAGCAGCAAUUCGUUGGGGUUCAGCACCGGAUACAUAUCACUUGCUGCUUAUCGGUUAUUCUCCUCGCAGCCUAUCGGGCGACGAACGCGACGUUCCGGAAGAUAAAUGGCACACAGGUGAACUAUGUCUUUGGGACACGCUCAAGAAAGUGCAGAUCAAGGUCAACAGCGUGGCAACACAGAACGUUUUCGAGGUUGUAUGGCAUCCAUCAAAAAAUAGCUUUGCAGUGGCGACCUCAAAGGCGACGUCGCUUGAAAGGGCCGACAACAAUGUCAAGACACAAAUUCGUAUCUUCGAGCUGAACGAGGACAAACAGUAUGGCGCGAUCAAGACGCUAGACUGCCCAGCGAUCGAUAUCAACGAGUUGAUACUACGUCCCAAUAGUCUAGUCUACUCUUAUGUUGCUGCUGGUUGUACCGAUGGCAAUGUCUAUAUAUGGGACACCGCUGGAAGCGAUCUACCUAUGUGCGUUCUGCAACACGGUGAGCCUGUAGAAGAAUUCCUCGGAGAAAAAGAAGAAGAGGACGUUGGCGUCAAGUUCGUCGCAUGGGGCACGACUGCUGAUCGGCUUUAUACUGGGUCCUCGGACGGUGUUGUGAAAGUUUGGAAUAUCCGCCAUGGCAAAUCCGUACAUCUCAGAGAUCUGAUCGAAGUGCCGGGGCCGAUCACUGCUGGAGCCUUCUCGCCAGACCACACCAAAUUGGUCAUUGGUGAUGGCAGUGGCCGGGUGUAUCUACUAAGCGUGGAUGAUGCGGAAGAAGAUAAGCCAUCCGCCAACAGCUCCGGUGUCGUUAAGAUGCAGGUGCAAGGCAAACAGAAGGCUAUUCGCCGCCCGCGACUUUUCAUGCCUCACCCAGAGGUUCCACCACUAGAUGGCUACUCAAAGUCUAGCCUAGGUGUAGGGCAGGAGAAAGCUAGGGGAUUCCUGCAUCGCGGGGAGAUCAUCCUGCAUCCGCAUCAAUGCAUCGGCGCGAUCCAGGGACCAAAUUACGCGAAUACCCAGAUGUUCCGGAGCGAAGCCCACCUUUAUGGCGAAGGUGGACAACCACUCUUGGCGCAGUUUGAAAGAUAUCAGCAAGAGAACACUAGGUUUCCAUCAAGUCGUGGGAUUUCGCGUCUACAAGAUUUUACCGAAGUCGGGCCUCGCAGUAAUGGAAUGAUCGGCGCCCAGGAUCGACGGGCACAACGCCAGGGCAAAGAAUUCGAUGAUGACACACGGGCAGCACUCGAGGCUGAAAGGGCUGAGAUCGAUUCAGACUAUGAUUUUGAGUACGAAUCCAGCUAUGAUGAUGCGAGUGGGGAAGAUGAGAUGGUUUGAUUAACCUACAGAGGCUAUUGCAUGCAUCAGAGGAAUGACCGGUCUUGCGACGCAGAGUCUCCACAAUUUGGCUCUGGCAUCUCCAAAGAUCGUCGGUAUAGAAAUCGAUAUGUACUAUAAAAUGUGCAGAGAAAGUUUGCUGUAGAUGGAUACCAGUACCUCACAAUAGUAGCCGAAGGAAUGUCGACUGGCUGUGCCAGAAUUGUAGAUGACAGCCUUUCAGACCACUGCAUAGGAAGCCAGUUAGUCCUCCUUGAGUAAGUGACGCAAAUCGGAAACCUUGCGUGUAGGGCUAUCAAGCAACGAAGUUCGUUCACUUUAAGACAUUUCUGUAUGAGUUCUAGCUCUCCCCGCGAACCAAGAGUCUUGAUGUAUCUGGUAAACCGGGCAUCAUGCUCUUCCUUUGCCCGUGGAGGCGCGGGUAGAG
Molecule: messenger RNA, 3932 nt
Organism: Truncatella angustata
Lineage: Eukaryota; Fungi; Ascomycota; Sordariomycetes; Amphisphaeriales; Sporocadaceae
Exons: 2
Coding region: 71-3505 (1144 amino acids)
Biological process (GO): TOR signaling; regulation of actin cytoskeleton organization
Cellular component (GO): TORC2 complex; TORC1 complex
Molecular function (GO): protein binding
Source: RefSeq, a predicted model, not a curated record